AUUGUUUUAUUUACUAUUGCUUGUCAAUGCACUGGAACUAUCUUUAUAUGCAUAUCCCUUUAGUGAAUGUGCAUGCUCUCGACUAUACCUCUAAGUCUUUCAUAAGGUAACCAAAUCUUAGAUUUUUGGUAUCUCUUAGCAACGUUGAUUAUUGUUGAUAUGAAUUUUUCUAUUUGAAUUUAUAACACAGUCACUGAUUGUUCUAAGUAAUUACAAAUAGAGCUGCUGAAAUUCUUGGCCACAAGCGAGGUGAAAAAUUUGUGCACCCAAAUGACCAUGUGAACAGAUCACAAUCUUCUAAUGACACGUUCCCUACAGUGAUGCACAUUGCUGCUGCAACGGAAAUAAAUUUGAGAUUAAUACCAAACCUGAAAACUUUACAAACUUCAAUACAUUCCAAGUCAGUUGAAUUCAAAGAUAUUAUUAAAAUCGGACGUACUCACACCCAAGAUGCAACACCUUUGACUCUUGGGCAAGAAUUUAGUGGAUAUACCACACAGCAUGCUCUUUGGUUGUUGGUGAUAUAUGGUAUUGACCGAGUCAUGUGCACCCUACCUCGCAUGUAUCAGCUUGCACAGGGUGGCACUGCUGUGGGGACUGGAUUGAACACAAAAAAAGGGUUUGAUGUAAAGAUUGCUGCAGCAGUAGCAGAGGAAACAAACUUACCGUUUGUCACAGCAGAAAACAAAUUUGAAGCACUGGCUGCACAUGAUGCGUUUGUUGAAAGCAGUGGAGCCUUAAACACAAUUGUUGUUUCCCUUAUGAAGAUUGGGAAUGACAUACGGUUGUUAGGAAGUGGUCCACGUUGCGGCCUUGGUGAACUCAUUCUUCCUGAAAAUGAACCUGGCAGCAGUAUUAUGCCUGGGAAAGUUAACCCUACUCAGUGUGAAGCCCUUAGUAUGGUUUGCGCUCAGGUUAUGGGAAACCAUGUUGCCGUUACAGUGGGUGGAUCAAAUGGCCAUUUUGAGCUGAAUCUAUUCAAGCCUAUGAUUGCUAAUGCUCUUCUACAUUCGGUGAGAUUGCUUGGGGAUGCAUCUGCUUCUUUCGAAAAGAAUUGUGCGAGGGGAAUUCAAGCCAAUAGGGAACAGGUUUCAAAAUUACUGCAUGAGUCGCUAAUGCUUGUCACAUCUUUGAACCCUAAAAUUGGUUAUGACAACGCUGCAGCAGUUGCCAAGAAAGCCCACAAGGAUGGAAGCACUCUGAAGGAAGCUGCUCUAAAUCUUGGAGUGCUCACUAGUGAAGAGUUUGACCAACUUGUAGCGCCUGAAAAGAUGAUUGGUCCCUCAGACUAACCAGCUUGAUAAACUUUUAGGGUUUGCAAUGAUGUAACCAUUUUUGCACCCCUUCCCUCUAUCAGUUGGAGAGUAGGAAAUAAAAAUCCAAUGGUCAUUGUGUCUUUCUGAGAAAACGAUAUUCUUGAGGUUUUAUCUGUUCGGCUCUCAUCUUUUGGAUCCUUUUCAGUGACCUGGCUGUUGAUUGGGUUAAUAAGGAGAAAACCUCCCAC
Messenger RNA from Camellia sinensis, 1504 nucleotides. NCBI's taxonomy places the organism in Eukaryota, Viridiplantae, Streptophyta, Magnoliopsida, Ericales, Theaceae. The record is from RefSeq and is a predicted model, not a curated record.